Chara braunii is the source of this 3382-nucleotide messenger RNA. The record is from the annotation of a GenBank genome assembly. Lineage: Eukaryota; Viridiplantae; Streptophyta; Charophyceae; Charales; Characeae.
CGUCCAUUGCUCAGCGGGUGUAGAUGUGGAUGGCAGAUGAGGGCAUACGGGACACGAGAGCGCCCGCGGGUGGCCAGCGACAGCGGAUGAACGAUGCAGAGAGGGACGAGAUUCAGGAUGCCCUCGAUGAGGAGGAGGGCCGCGAGGGUGGGGCCAGGGAGGGGGGGGUGGCAGACGAGGGAGUCGGAGAGCUUGACCUGCCAGGGGAGGAGGUGGUGAUGACGUCGAGAGGCAUCGGUCAAGCGGGUCAUGCUCCUAGGGCGCCGCGACCUGAGUUGGAUCGCGCGAGGAGGGAGAAGAGGGCAGUGGGGGAGGCUGGCGUCGAGGUGCGAGACACGGGCAGGGAGAAGAGGGCUCGAAAGACCACAAUUGACGAGAUGUAUGCCAAGGAGAAGUUGGCGGAGUUCACAGACGCGUGGCUGCAAUGGAUCUACGUGAAGGGGUUGCCAUUCAACGCCUUCCGUGGUUCGGAGUUUCAGAAGAGGGCGAAGGUGGCGACGAUGGUGAGCGAGGUACGCGCCGCUUUUCGGCACAGCGGUGCCACCAUCCUCUCCGACGGGAGGAAGUCGCGCAGCGGCAAGCCGCUCGUGAACUUCCUUGCCGGGGGCGCCAAUGGCGCCCUGCUAUACGCCGUCGUCGCACGCGACGGGUCGGUCCGAGACACCGAGGACAUUGUGUACCGUAGGUGGCGGGCAAUCAUCUUGUCCUUUCCUGCAAAGGACGUGAUCGACUUCUGCACUAACUCCGCUAGUAACUAUACGGCAGCAGCGCGCAGAUUCGCUACUGACCCCGAGCCCGACAUUAGGAGGAUCACUUGGCUCCCCUGCUCCACCCAUGUCUGCAACUUGAUGUUGUCAGAUAUCGGGACGCGAGUGGGGUGGGUCAAGGACACCAUCAUCCGUGCUCGAGCGCUUGUGCGAUUUAUUAACUCGCACGGCGCUGGUCACGCCCUAUUUAGGAAGGUGAGCCCUCGCGUUCAGCUCGUCGAGCCCGUUGAGACACGGUUCGCAUCGGGUUUCUUGAUGCUGACGUGUCUCAAAGGCCGACGAGACGCGUUGGAGAGCAUGUUGCAUGAGGAUGCUUGGGCACGCAUCCCGUGGGAGCGCAGGCAUGUAUCUCAGGCGCAGUGGGUGCAGCAGCAGAUCCGGGACAGGGAGUUUUGGCGGUGUGUCCAGUACGCCAUCCUUGUCAUGUCGCCCGUCCACCAGCUGUUGCGCAGGAUGGAUAAGGGGGGAAUGAUGAUGUCCGUCGUUUACGAGUGGAGUCAGCAUGUGUUGCAGUUGAUGAGGAGGGUGGACGUGCCGGAGGACAUGAUCGAGCCGUGCGUGCGUGAGGUUGCCAUCCGCAACCUCCACAUGCUAGAGCCUGCACAUGACGCGGCCCACCUUCUCAACCCUCGUCGACGGUCCCUCACGUAUUACCAUUCGUUGGAGACGACCGCCGACGACCGUCGUGUGGUCGAGGAGUGGGAAAGAUUCUUUCUGGCGCAGACCGGCGGCGAUCCGGUCGGCAGAUUGUACAGGACCGUGAGGGACCAGAUGAAAGCGUUCCACUCGAGGCGAGGGGAUUGGGGAGGUGACCUCUCCGAUGCCGAGGCGGACGAUUGCAGGGGGGACAGCGAGACCGAGCGAUGUGCAGCGUGGUGGUUUGAGCAUGGACGUGCCCACCCUGAGUUGCGCACCAUCGCCAUCCGUGUCAUGCACUUGUGGACGUCUGCCUCUCCAGCGGAGAGGAACUGGGCGCAGCACGAGCGCAUCAACAUGGCGAGGCGCUGCAAGCUUGGGGUGGUGGCUACGUGUUGCCAUGGGUUAUGGGGACCGGGGGGGGGGGGAACGGCGGCAGAGGACGAGGAUGAGGACGAAGAUGUGGAGCCCGAGGUGUGGGGAGCGCGACCUGCUGGCAGUGUUCCAGAGGUGGAGAUGGAGCGGCAGAUUGUCGCUUUCCAGCAUAGCCGACCGUCCAAAGCCCAUUCGGUUCGGGACGUGUUCGGCAUCAGGGCGACGGAGCUGCGACCGUGGCCAGAGGGUGGGGAUGAUAUGGACGCUGCGGCGGCAGACAACGAUAUCGACGAGGAGUGGACAGAUGACGAUGACACGCUGAGUAGCGACCCGACGGCUGAGCGGGUUUAUUUUACUUACGGUGGGGGUCGUGACGACAUGGAUUUAUUCACAUCAAAUAUCACUGGUGGUGCGCCGUCGACCGCACAGGCGAGUGGCAGCAACAGAGCCGGUGGUGGUCGUGGAGAACAUUCGCAUGCGGAGGUUCGCGUCGACGACUCGGGGGAGCAGCAGCCACGGGGAGGUCUUCAGCAGACAGGAAGGCGUUGGGAGGUUAGGAGCGACAGCGAGGCUGAGGAGGAGGCCGAGGAUGAGCGGGUGCCCCUUCAUGAUCGCAGAGGCCGGACACAUGACGACGAGGAUCGUGGGGGGAAGAGGACUCCUUCCGACGCCGGUAUCCGCCCCCGCUCGCUGUUGGUGCUCCGCACACACGACUUUGACGUCGUAGGGCUUGGUGGGAGCUUGGGAGAUUUCAGUGUCGAGGGACGUCGACGUGCCUCACCGUCAGAGGUGCCCACCAAAGCGGACGUUGUGCAGGGCCCUGUUGAGACUGAGGAGGAGAAGGAUGCCUGUUUGGACCGAGAGGAGGAGGAGUGGCUUGGGAGUUUGCCACGAUGGGAGGGUCAGUUCACAUAUCUUGACGAGCAGCGUCGACAGAGGGAGUUGGAGACAGGAGGGGGGGGAGGCUGUCACGUCGACGACUCGGGUGUCCCUGAGGAGGCAGUUCAGGGGGAGUUUAAUGAUGAGGGAGAGGAUGUUGCCGCGGGUGGUGGGUCAGGUGGUGGACGACGCGGCGACGGGGAGACCGCGGGUGAUGAGAGGCAGGAUGUUGUCGUGGGCGGUGGGUCCCCUAGUGGAGGGCGUGGCGACAGCGAGCCCGCGGGUGAUGAGGGACAGGGUGCCGCCAUGUGUGGCAGAGGAGAGGGUGGACCCGGUGGAGAUGGGGAUAUUGCGGGGGUCGGGAGAGACGAUGGACCGGACGAAGAUGAUGACGACGACUACAGUCCCGAGGACGAUGCGUAUAGGCUCGCCCUUGGUGUUGAGGGAUCCCACAGUACCUCCCUUGCGCCCCGACGACUUAGCGCACACUUUCUUCGACGUCGACGCUUUGGCGCAAGCGUUGACGGAUGACCGUUUUGCACACACGGGCCGCAGGAGCGGCAAGAGGUGGCCCCCUGGAGGGGAAUAUUCACCGCCGCCGUUCGUGGUGCAGAGCCCUCGAUGGUCGGGUUCAUCGCUUAGCGGCGUGAGAGGGAGGGAGUCCGGAGCGAGUGAGAUGGGGUCCGGCAGAUGCAGCGACGGCGGCAGAGACAUUGCAGAAUCGA